UAUGCGAGGAUUGAAUGAGUGGAAGGACUGAAGGACCUGAAUCAUUAUCAGUGGUGAUUAGUGAGUGAGAAUUUGCGAGUUGGCGACGAGUUACCGAGUUAGGUUUUGAAAACUCGCUCAUCCAUGGCUCGGAGCUUGUCUCGUUCGCGUUCACCUUCCCACAGAAGAAGAUACUCUCGUUCCCCUGUUUCCCACCGUCAUGCUCACUCUCACUCUCGAAGGGAUCGAACAUCCUCAAGGCGAAGAAGCCGAUCCCCUAGCCACAGGCGCCGCAGAAGCAGAACGCGGUCACCGUCUUCGCCGAGGCGCCGCAGAAGGCACAGAAGCAGAAGCACUUCCUCGCCCUCUCCUCCUCCUCCUAAAUCGCGCAGUCCCAGUGUCGUUGCGAACCAUCACAAGCUCAAAAAAGACGAAGAAGAAAAGAGAAGCAGGCGUCAACACGAGGAGGAAUUGAAAAAAUUAGAAGAAGAGACCGCAAGAAGAAUCGAAGAAGCAAUUCGAAAAAAUGUUGAGGAGAAGCUUGAUUCAGAGGAAGUUAGAUUGGAAAUAGAAAGGCGCAUAGCAGAGGGUGUGAAGAAAUUGUUUGAUGAUGUUGAAGUUCAACUUGAAAAGGAAAAGCAAGAUGCUCUUAAUGAGGCUCGAAGGAAAGAAGAACAAGCUAGAAAAGAGAGGGAAGAGCUGGAUAAGAUGCUUGAAGAGAAUAGGAGGAGGGUGGAAGAGGCUCAGAGAAGAGAAGCCCUAGAGCUGCAACGAAAGGAUGAGGAACGGCAGAGAGAAUUAGAGAUGAUCCAGAGACAGAAAGAGGAGGCUGCUCGGAGAAAGAAGCUGGAGGAGGAAGAAGAACAUGCCAAUCGAAUGAAUUUGUUAGGUAAGAACAAACCUAGGCCUAAAUCUUAUGGUUUGUAGUUAUCUAUUUAUUAUUAUGUAUUGUCCCUGGGGUCCUUCCCCAACUUGUUGUAACCUUGUUAAAAACCAUGGCUUGCAACCAAUUUAUUUAUAAAAUUAUAAAUAUUCUGUA
This is a messenger RNA of Arachis duranensis, 1018 nucleotides long. RefSeq lists its product as uncharacterized. Gene Ontology annotation, cellular component: nucleoplasm; mitochondrion. Bases 124 to 906 code for a protein of 260 amino acids. NCBI's taxonomy places the organism in Eukaryota, Viridiplantae, Streptophyta, Magnoliopsida, Fabales, Fabaceae. The transcript is spliced from 4 exons. The record is from RefSeq and is a predicted model, not a curated record. Gene Ontology annotation, molecular function: cadherin binding.